Aspergillus oryzae RIB40 is the source of this 1089-nucleotide messenger RNA. Its product is annotated as FPP/GGPP synthase family protein. The record is from RefSeq and is a predicted model, not a curated record. Gene Ontology annotation, molecular function: prenyltransferase activity. Bases 1 to 1089 code for a protein of 362 amino acids. Gene Ontology annotation, biological process: isoprenoid biosynthetic process. NCBI's taxonomy places the organism in Eukaryota, Fungi, Ascomycota, Eurotiomycetes, Eurotiales, Aspergillaceae. The transcript has 4 exons.
AUGCCUCGAGCUGCUCUUGAACCGGAAUGUGUGCUGGUCAACGGUGUCUUCCAAUGGAAACAUGCGCUGGCCAAUGGUCACCAAGAAGAGAAUUUUUCCGUACCUGUGAAAGUCGCAGUGGCAGCAAAUGGCGUCAGGUCGUCUCAGGCCAAUGGAGCUGUAGCCGUAGGGACACCACCAGCCAAAAUAACUGAUUACAAGGCUGUCAAAGCUCCCUACAACUACAUUAACACCCUUCCCUCGAAAAAUAUUAGGGAGACCUUCAUCGACGCCCUGAACUCUUGGCUAGAAGUCCCCGCGGCAUCUUCAACGUCUAUCAAAUCUAUUAUCGGCAUGCUCCACCAUUCAUCUCUCAUGCUCGACGACAUUGAGGAUAAUUCAGUUCCGCGUAGAGGAAGUCCUACCGCUCAUACUUUGUUUGGCGUGGGACAAACAAUAAACUCAGCCAACUACACUUUUGUGUGUGCUUUCGAGGAACUCCAGAAGCUUCAGAGCCCAAACGCUAUAGGGGUCUUUAUCGAGCAGUUGAAGAACCUACACUGUGGACAGGGUCUGGACCUGUAUUGGAAAUAUAACACUCACGUUCCCACCGCUGACGAGUACAUGACCAUGAUUGAUCAUAAGACAGGCGGUCCCUUUCGAUUGUGUGUUCGGCUGAUGCAAGGCGAGUCUAGCGGGAAGACCGAGCACAUUGAUGCGCGCCGAUUCGUCACAUUACUUGGGCGCUAUUUCCAAAUCCGCGACGAUUACCAGAACCUCACGUCAGCCGAAUACACUUCUCAAAAAGGCUUUUGGGAGGACCUGGAUGAGGGCAAGAGUUCGUGGCCGCUCAUCGACUGUCUCACCGGCUCUGAUCCCGAACAGACUAUGAUAAAGGGUAUACUACAGCACAAAGGCGUUGGAGAGAUGCCGAUGGCUAUGAAACGACUGAUACUGGGAAAGAUGAGAAAGGGAGGAGCCCUCGACUCCACUUUCUUGCUGCUCCAGGACAUGCAAGAGGACAUACUCAAGGAGCUGGAAUUGCUUGAAGCUGAAUUCGGGUCUGAGAAUCCCAUCCUCGAAUUAGUUCUAAGGAGAUUGUGUCUGUGA